AUGGACGCGGUGCUGCGCAGCGGCCGCCGCUUCCCCUCGCGGCUGCUGAGGGCGGCGGGCUUGGCCCGGCGCAGCUCCGCGGGCACGGCCAUGCAGCGGCCCGAGGGCGGCGGCGGCUGGCUGGGCGCGCUGCGCUUCGACAACCUGGCGCUGCGCUCGCUGCCCGUGGACGCCUCGGAGGAGGGCGGCCCGCGGACCGUGCCCGGCGCCUGCUUCGCUCGGGUGCGGCCGAGCCCGCUGCAGAACCCGCGGCUCGUGGCCAUGUCGCUGCCGGCGCUGGCGCUGCUGGGGCUGGAGGCGCCUGCGGCCGACCCGGCGGCGGCGGAGGCCGAGGCCGCGCUGUUCUUCAGCGGGAACCGGGUGCUGGCGGGCGCGGAGCCUGCGGCGCACUGCUACUGCGGCCACCAGUUCGGCAGCUUCGCGGGGCAGCUGGGCGACGGCGCCGCCAUGUACCUGGGAGAGGUGCUGGGCCCGGGGGGCGAGCGCUGGGAGAUCCAGCUCAAAGGCGCCGGCAUCACCCCCUUUUCCCGGCAAGCUGAUGGUCGGAAAGUCCUGCGGUCGAGCAUCCGGGAGUUCCUGUGCAGCGAGGCCAUGUUCCACCUGGGCAUACCAACAACUCGGGCUGGCACAUGCGUCACGUCCGACUCCAAAGUCGUCCGUGACAUAUUUUAUGAUGGGAAUCCAAAAAAUGAAAGGUGUACAGUUGUUCUGAGAAUAGCCUCUACGUUUAUAAGAUUUGGCUCUUUCGAAAUUUUUAAACCUCCUGAUGAAUACACUGGACGCAAGGGCCCCAGCGUUGACAGAAAUGAUAUUCGAAUACAGAUGCUUGAUUAUGUGAUCAGCACUUUCUACCCAGAAAUCCAGGAGGCUUAUUCAGACAACACUACUCAGAGGAAUGCUGCCUUCUUCAGAGAGCUAACCAAACGGACAGCGAGGUUGGUUGCUGACUGGCAGUGUGUGGGGUUUUGCCAUGGUGUGCUGAAUACAGACAACAUGAGUAUAGUUGGACUAACCAUUGACUAUGGCCCUUUUGGGUUUAUGGACAGGUAUGACCCUGAGCAUGUUUGCAAUGGUUCUGAUAAUACAGGGCGCUAUGCUUACAACAAACAGCCAGAGGUUUGCAAGUGGAACCUGGGGAAACUUGCUGAAGCUUUAGUUCCAGAGCUGCCCUUGGAAAUAAGCCAACUUAUCCUGGAAGAGGAAUAUGAUGCAGAAUUUGAGAAGCACUAUUUGCAGAAGAUGAGGAAAAAACUAGGCCUAAUCCAACUGGAAUUAGAAGAAGAUAGUAAGCUGGUGUCUGAACUGCUUGAAACCAUGCAUGUCACAGCUGGAGACUUCACAAAUAUUUUUUACUUGCUGAGUUCAUUCUCAGUAGACAUUGAUCCUUCAAAAUUUGAAGAUUUCUUAGAGGAGCUUACAAGUCAGUGUGCUUCUGUGGAAGAACUGAAAGUUGCCUUGAAACCACAGAUGGAUCCAAGACAGCUGUCAAUGAUGCUGAUGUUGGCUCAGUCUAAUCCACAGCUGUUUGCAUUAAUUGGGACAAAAGCUAAUAUAAAUAAAGAACUGGAACGCAUUGAACAAUUCUCUAAACUGCAGCAGUUAACAGCAGAUGAUUUACGUAGCAGAAAUAAAAAACACUGGAAGGAAUGGCUGGAGAAAUACAGAGUCCGUUUGCAAAAAGAAAUAGAAAGCGUUGGUAAUGCUGAUGCCUGGAACACUGAUCAUGUGAAGGUCAUGAAUUCAAACAAUCCAAAAUAUAUCUUGAGAAAUUAUAUUGCCCAGAAUGCCAUAGAAGCAGCCGAAAAUGGGGAUUUCUCAGAGGUAAGAAACGUACUGAAACUUUUAGAACAUCCAUUCCAAGAAGCAGAAGGUUUCCAGGAGGUAAAGGAAGGUGCAGAAGAGGAGGGAGCAACUGCUCCAGCAGCUGUUUGUGCUCAAGAGACCGGAAGCAGACAAUCAUACUGCAGCAAACCUCCACUCUGGGCUGCAGAGCUCUGCGUUACAUGAUCUUCGUAACUGCCUUGUUUUGUUUUUUGCUGUAGACUGAAGACUCUGAUCCUCCUUCAGCAGUGAAGAAUUCAGCAAGGCAAACAUCAAAGUGCUAUUAAGUUAUUGAAACAACACUGCAUUUGGAUGCAUCUGCAGCAGUCUUCAGCUGUGCUUAAUUUGAAGCAAUUGUGGAUCAUUGGAACAAACCAGUAACAAUCAACAGCCCAUAUACAUCAGUAAUCUAAAUGUUUAGAGACCAAAGUCUUUCCUUUAUCCUCACUACAUUGCAAGUAAAAAGCAGUAUUUUAUGUCGAGGCAGGCUGAACUUCAAACAUCCAAAUGGAGUUGUUGCUAUGUGAAGACAGAAAUAGCAAGUCAGGAAUCUGAUCUGUUUUUGUCUGAUGUCUUAACUAAUAGUACUUCUAAUAUUUAUUUACUGCUUUCUCUAUGCAGGAACUUCCAGUCCUCUUUAAUGGAGGAACAGAUGCAGUGUUGCUUGUUUGAAGCUAUGUUUCAUUUAAUUAAGUAGUUCAUUUCUUGUGAGCCUUUAGAUUGUAUUUAAUCAUUACCUAUUUUCAGAGAAUUUGUGCAGGCUAGAAUUUGGGGGGAACAUUUGAAUUUUUUUAAGAGCACAAUUAAGGGAGAUUAUAUACAUUUGCACUUGAAAACUUGGUGAAGUUUAUUCAGGUUCAGUAUGUUUGCACACAAUGCACAUAAAUAUCUACUAAACUCAGGAGUGCAGUUUGUAAGCCAGUUGCCUCGGGCAGGAUCUAUAUGCCAAAUUAGUGUGAGCCUUAAACUACCCCAGAACUCAAAUCCAGGUUUUUGUUGUACAUUGAUUUCUGUGCUCCUGACAGAGUCUGCCUGUUCGAGAAGUGUGCAGGUGAGGUACCUGCUCAUCACACUAGUCAGUGGGGUUCUUCCAUUCCUUCUCUAGUCUUACACCAUUUAGUUUGCUUCCAUGGUCUUUGAAAAUCUUUACGCUGGAAGUUUGCCAUUUAGGAACAUGCUAUUUGAGCUUGGGUAAAAGAUUAUGGAGGAUGUGGGAGGAGAAGAGGAGCUAACUUGCUUGCAAGUUACUUAGGGAUAAUGUUUCAGGGGAAGGUUGGUUGUCAUUAUUGUCACAUCAUCAAAAGAAAGUUGUUCUGUAGUUAGUUGUUACUUAACUUUCUGAACUUCUUUUUGAAGGCCUGUGUUACUAGUUCGGACACCUGAAAAGUUUGGUUUAAUGCAAAGGCUUCUCUUUUCCAAAGAGACCAGUCUCUCACUGUGAUUUACAUGUCCUCAAGGAAAUUCUUCUGCUA
This is a messenger RNA of Corvus hawaiiensis (hawaiian crow), 3293 nucleotides long. RefSeq names its product selenoprotein O (gene SELENOO). The record is from RefSeq and is a predicted model, not a curated record. NCBI's taxonomy places the organism in Eukaryota, Metazoa, Chordata, Aves, Passeriformes, Corvidae. The transcript has 9 exons.